Molecule: messenger RNA, 3237 nt
Organism: Chaetomium globosum CBS 148.51
Lineage: Eukaryota; Fungi; Ascomycota; Sordariomycetes; Sordariales; Chaetomiaceae
Exons: 4
Coding region: 1-3237 (1078 amino acids)
Biological process (GO): isoleucyl-tRNA aminoacylation
Molecular function (GO): ATP binding; isoleucine-tRNA ligase activity; tRNA binding
Source: RefSeq, a predicted model, not a curated record
AUGUCGAUCGACUUUCCGAAGGAGGAGGAGGCCAUCAUCGCUCGAUGGCGCGAGAUUAAGGCCUUUGAGCGGCAGGUCGAGCUCUCUAAAGGAAACCCCAACUAUACCUUCUACGAUGGGCCACCAUUCGCGACCGGCCUCCCCCAUUAUGGCCAUCUUCUCGCCUCCACCAUCAAAGACAUUAUCCCCAGGUAUUGGUCCAUGAAGGGCUUCCAUGUUGAGCGUCGGUUCGGCUGGGAUACCCACGGCCUACCCAUUGAGCAUGAGAUCGACAAGAAGCUCCAUAUCUCGGGCAAGGCUGCUGUCAUGGAGAUGGGUUUGGAGAAGUACAACGCCGAAUGCCGGGCUAUCGUGAUGAGGUAUAGCGAGGAGUGGAGGCAUACGAUCGAACGGCUGGGCCGUUGGAUCGACUUUGACAACGACUACAAGACUAUGGACCCCACGUUUAUGGAAACUGAGUGGUGGGUGUUCAAGCAGCUGUUCGACAAGGGGCAAGUGUAUCAGGGGCACCGAGUGAUGCCGUAUUCGACCUCCCUCACGACUGCCCUCAGCAAUUUUGAGGCAAACCAAAACUACCAAGACGUUACCGAUCCCGCUAUCGUUGUCGCAUUCCCUCUCGAUGAUGACCCGGAAACCAGCCUUCUCGCCUGGACGACGACACCAUGGACUAUGCCCUCCCAUCUCGGACUAGCAGCCCACCCAGAGUUUGAAUACGUCAAGAUCCACGACGAGAAGACUGGAAAGCACUACAUCUUGCUGGAGAAGCUUCUUGGGACUUUGUACAAGGACCCCAAGAAGGCCAAGUUCAAGGUGGUCCAGAAGCUCAAGGGCAAGGAUAUGCUUGGGUGGAAGUAUCAGCCACCGUUCAACUAUUUUUACGAGGAGUACAAGGAUGUGGCGUUUAGGGUCCUCAAUGCUACCUAUGUCACCGACGACAGCGGUACCGGUAUCGUCCACCAAGCCCCCGCCUUCGGUGAGGACGAUUACAACGUCGCCAUCGAGAACGGCAUUGUUACCGAGAGACGCCCGCCCCCCGAUCCUGUCGAUGAUACUGGCCGCUUUACCAGCAAGGUGUCCGACUUUGCCGGAAUGGGUGUCAAGGAGGCCGACAAACACAUCAUCAAGUAUCUGAAGAACUCCGGGAGAUUGGUGGUCGAGUCGCAACUCAAGCACUCGUAUCCCAUGUGUUACCGCUCCGAUACCCCUCUAAUCUACAAGGCGGUGCCCUCCUGGUUCGUGCGCAUCCCCGAAAUCAUUCCCCAGAUGCUCGAGAACAUUGAGGGAUCCCACUGGGUUCCGUCUUUUGUGAAGGAGAAGCGCUUCGCUAGCUGGAUUUCCAACGCCCGCGACUGGAACGUGUCUAGAAAUCGGUAUUGGGGCACUCCUAUCCCGCUGUGGGUGAGCGACGACCUAGAAGAGCGCGUGUGCAUUGGCAGCAUCGCCGAGCUCAAGGAGUUGAGUGGAUACGAGGGCGAAAUCACCGAUCUCCAUCGUGACAAGAUCGACCACAUCACCAUCCCCAGCAAGAAAGGCAAGGGCACUUUGAGGAGAAUCGAGGAGGUUUUUGACUGCUGGUUCGAAUCUGGAAGCAUGCCCUACGCUAGCAAGCACUAUCCUUUCGAGAACCGCGAAGAAUUUGAAAAGUCUUUCCCCGGCGACUUCAUCGCUGAAGGCCUCGACCAAACCAGAGGGUGGUUUUACACGCUCCUGGUUCUUGGCACGCACUUGUUUGGCGUUUCGCCCUUCAAGAACUGUGUCGUCAACGGUAUCGUCCUGGCGGAAAACGGCAAGAAGAUGUCAAAGCGUCUGCAGAACUACCCCGAUCCGAACAUUGUGAUGUCCGAAUACGGAUCUGAUGCUCUCCGUCUAUACCUCAUCAACUCGCCCGUGGUACGCGCCGAACCUCUCAGGUUCAAGGAGUCUGGCGUGAAAGAGGUCGUCGCGAAGGUACUCCUCCCGCUCUGGAACAGUUACAAGUUCUUUGAGGGGCAGGUCAAUUUGUUGAAGAAGGUGGAGAACGUUGACUACCGGUUCGACUCGAGCAUGGAGACCUCCAACACCAACGUGAUGGACAAGUGGAUCCUGGCCAGCUGCCAGAGCUUACUCAAGUUUGUCAACGAGGAGAUGGCAGCUUACCGCCUGUACACGGUUGUACCCAAGCUUCUCGAGCUGAUUGACAACACAACAAAUUGGUACAUUCGAUUCAACCGAAAGCGCCUCAAGGGCGAGAAUGGGCUCGAUGAUACCCUCCACGCCCUGAACACACUGUUCGAGGUUCUGUUUACCCUGUGCCGUGGCCUCGCGCCUUUUACGCCUUUCCUUACCGAGACUAUCUACCUGCGGCUCCUCCCUCAUAUGACUGAGAAGCCGGGUCAAGAUGCUCGUAGUAUCCACUUCCUGCCUUUCCCCGAAGUCCGGCAGGAGCUUUUCAACGUCGACAUCGAGCGUCGGGUGCAGCGGAUGCAAAAAGUCAUUGAGCUCGCGAGAUACUCCCGUGAGAGGGGUACCAUUGGUCUGAAGCAGCCGCUGAAGACGCUUAUUGUCAUCCAUCAUGACCCCCAAUACCUACAAGAUGUGGAGUCGCUUCAGGGAUACAUCACCGAAGAGCUCAACGUUCACGAUCUCGUGUUGACGUCGGAUGAGGCCAAGUAUGGAGUCCAAUACAGUGUCACGGCCGAUUGGCCCGUGCUCGGCAAGAAGCUCAAGAAAGACAUGGGCCGCGUCAAGAAGGCCCUCCCGAACGUCACCAGUGAUGAAGCUCAUGGAUAUGCCACCAGCGGCAAGCUCGUUGUCGACGGCAUCACGCUCUUGGAGGGUGACCUAGUCGUCAGGCGUGGGCUUAAGGAAGACGAGGCGUCCAAGAACCUCGAGACCAACACGGACAACGAUGUCCUCACCAUCCUCGACACCGAGAUCUACCCCGGCCUCGCCGAGGAGGGUCUUGCUCGCGAGAUUAUCAGCCGGGUACAGCGUCUGCGCAAGAAGGCCGGCCUGCAGACCACAGAUGAUAUCAAGAUGGAGUACAAGGUCCUGGCUGAUCCGGAAGAGAUUGGCCUUGCGAAGGUGUUUGAGACACACCAGCCGACCAUUGCCAAGGCGUUGAGGAGGCCGCUCGAUAAACACGAAGUAACACACGUAGAGGGCCAGAUCCCAGCGGAGAAGGAGGAGGGCAUCAUUGCUGAGGAGGAACAAGAGGUGAACAAGGCCACCUUCUUGUUACGGCUUCUGAGGCUGUAG